AUGGCCCCGUGGCGAGCGGCCACGCGGGGCCACCCCGCCCCCCCCGAGGCGACAACAAAACUUGUGCCUGUGGCUGGGUCAGGUCACUGCCCUGGGGGCUCCUGGAGGGUCCCUGCCUUUUUCUGGGGCUCGUGGGAAGCGUUUUGGGAUUUGGUUUUGCUGCCUUGGGGGCUGCAGGGGAGGCUCCCAGGUGAGCUCCUGUGGCUCAGGUGCUGCUGCCUCCCCUCUGAGCCCUGGGGGCUGUUCCUGGCUCUGGCUCUGAGUCCAGGAUCCUGCCCUGUGUCCCCAGAGCUGCCUGAGAACUGGACAGACACGAGGGAGACGCUGCUGGAGGGGAUGCUCUUCACCCUCAAGUACCUGGGCAUGACCCUGGUGGAGCAGCCCAAGGGAGAGGAGCUCUCUGCAGCUGCUGUCAAGAGGAUCGUGGCCACUGCAAAAGCAAGUGGCAAGAAGCUGCAGAAGGUGACCCUGAUGGUGUCCCCGCGGGGGAUCGUGCUGAGGGACAGCAGCACCAACGAGCUCAUCGAGAACAUCUCCAUCUACAGGAUCUCCUACUGCACAGCAGACAAGAGCCAUGACAAAGUCUUUGCCUACAUUGCCCAGAACCAGCUGAACGAGAGCCUGGAGUGCCACGCCUUCCUGUGCUCCAAGAGGAAAAUGGCUCAGGCUGUCACCCUGACCGUGGCUCAGGCUUUCAGGAUUGCCUUUGAGUUCUGGCAGGCAGCAAAGGAAGAGAAGGAGAAGAGGGAAAGAUCCAUCCUGGCAGCAGGAGGGACGAGCAGCCCUGGCUCAGACAGUCCUGCUCACCCUGUCCCAGGUGAGACAGCUGGGAUGGGCAGGGGGAUGUCCCUGAGCAGGGAUGGGGACAGCCUGAGGGAAAUGGAUGAUGGUCUCGACGAGGCGUUUUCAAGGCUGGCCCAGUCCAGGACAAACCCCCAGGUGCUGGACACGGGGCUGACAGCUCAGGACAUGCAGAGUGCACAGACUCUGUCCCCUGUGGACUGGAACCAGGUGGAGCCCAGCAGGGCAGAGAGGGACGAGCUCUUCAUGUUCUGAGCAUCCAGCAGAGGAAACCCGGGGGCCCUCCAGAGGAUUCCUCAGCCCAGUUUAGACCAAAGCUUCACAAACCCAACACGGAUUUUUCUACCUUGCUUUUCCACCAGCCACUCUUGGAUUUAUUUAUUCUCAGUUUACAGAGUUCCUGGAGGUGUGGGGAGCUCCUCCUGGGCACCACCAAAGCCCCUCUGGGAGGCAAAGGCAGCUCCUAAUCCUAAUUCUGGACCAAAGCCAGCACCUGCCUGGCCAGGAGGGGUUUGCAGCUGCUGCCAGUGUGAAAUCAGAGCUUUGUCCCAGUGUCUGGGACACUCUCAGCCCCCCAGUGGGAACCCACGCUUUUCUAACCCAAAGACUCCAAAGUUUUUGCACUUUAAAGCUUGAACUGAAAGCAAGUGGUCUGAACUGUCAAGGUAAGCAGUGCCUGGAAUGAAUUCUCUUGAGAAGCUUUUAGCCAAAAAGAGCCAGCCUGGCUCCAGGCUGAGCCCUCACUGCUGCCACUGAGAGCCCAAAGCUCCCUUGAUUAGCAGCAGAACCAGCAGGGGGGAGGAUUUGUUCUGCUGGAGCAGAAAUCCACAUUCCCAGGGGUUGCUCCUGCCCCAGGGGUGGGACUGCAGCAAUUCCUGUGCCCAUCCCAGUCCCCCCGGUCCUGGGGGGCUCAGGAGCUCCAUCCCCCCUGAACUGGGGUCAGCAGUGAGGUGUAAAGCUCACGCUAAUUAACAGAUGAAGUUUAACGAUCCUGGGUGGAUCCCUGACACCUCACAGCGUUUGUGGCCUUACGUGAAGUGUACUAAUCUGUUUUAUAGAUUUGCAACUUGGGUUGGAAGCACUAAUUCAUUCCCCAGGGAGCUCUUUAGAACUCCUGGCAGGAAGGGAAAAAAACCAAAUCCCUCUGUGUCAGCUGUAAGGAUCCAUCAGGAGCAGCUGAGUGACUCUGACACAGCUUGGAGCCAUUUUUCUGCCCCCGAGGGUGAGUGUGAGGAGGUUGGGAGGAUUUGUGGAGCUGACUCAGCAGGUAACACCUGUGCUCCUGCAGAGCUGUGGGGAGCAGUUCCACCUUCUGGGAUUGCUGUGCCCAGGAAGGGACCUGCAGCCAGCUCAGAUCUCCCCAGGAAACUGGGAUGGGCUGGGAGGAUUUCUCUCUCCUUCCUGAAAUUCUCUGAAACAGCACCAUGUGUGUCUAGAGUGGGGUUUAUUUUUUAAGAAAACCGGAUGCUGUAAUUCUUUAUCCUGUACUG
Molecule: messenger RNA, 2291 nt
Organism: Ficedula albicollis (Collared flycatcher)
Lineage: Eukaryota; Metazoa; Chordata; Aves; Passeriformes; Muscicapidae
Gene: LDLRAP1
Product: low density lipoprotein receptor adaptor protein 1
Exons: 8
Coding region: 1-1056 (351 amino acids)
Cellular component (GO): early endosome
Source: RefSeq, a predicted model, not a curated record